Erinaceus europaeus (western European hedgehog) is the source of this 992-nucleotide messenger RNA. It is a transcript of the gene FMR1NB, whose product is annotated as FMR1 neighbor. The transcript has 6 exons. The record is from RefSeq and is a predicted model, not a curated record. The coding region runs from base 1 to 849 and encodes 282 amino acids. NCBI's taxonomy places the organism in Eukaryota, Metazoa, Chordata, Mammalia, Eulipotyphla, Erinaceidae.
AUGCGCAUUGAGGGAAGGCCUGCGUGGGGUCGAGACAGGCCUUGGGUGGUUUUGCGGGCCACCAGGCCCAAGGCCAUUCCUCUGGAGGAGGAGGAGGAGCUCAUUCUGGAUCCGCCGGCUCUGGGCUCCCACCCGGGCGGCGUCCACGUUUGGGGGCGCCGAGGAGCUUUCAUGGCGGCCACACCUCGGCGUGGCUGGCAGGCAUCUCUGAGGGGCUCCGGGUCUGGGGGCGGCUUAGGCCCUGUGACCCUGCAGCCCCUCAAACGCCUGGGGCUGCUCCUGCUGACCUUCUGGGGCUUGCUCCUGGUGUGCUUCUGCUUGGCCGCUGGUUUUGAGAAUUCUGAAUAUUCAGGCAAACUUAUUCUGUGGGAUGAUACUAAUGAACAAUCUCUGGAACAUAGCUCAGUAUGGACAACUCUGCAAAGCUUUUUCUUUCCAAAAAAAUGCAUCAUAAUGGAUAACCAGGUGGGAAAUACUUGUGGUAAGCGUCAAGAACCUAAUGAGAGUGAAUGCUUGAGUUUCAAAUGCUGUUAUUCACCAUUUGCAACCAGCAACUUCAGCUGUUUUGCUCCACGGAAUGAUACUCCUACACAGAUGCUCCGGCUCUUUGGGCUUAGUAUGUUCGGUAUGAUCAUCCUGGCAUGUCUGCCCAUUUUUUGCUGCUCUCUGUGGCAGAGGAGCAAAUGGGCCAAUUCUUUAAGAAGGAAAGGCAUCCGAAUUCUAAAGAAUUAUAAGAGACAAAGGAACAGCUCAAGGAUAUAUGCUGGGAGGUUCAGGAAAGCAAAGAAAGAUGAGAAAGGAUUGGGUAAUGGAAAGGAGGAAGAGGCAAAAGCACUAAUUUCUCCUUGAGAUGAAUGAAAACCAUUCAAACCACAGGAAGCUGUCCCAGUCAUAUAUACCUGACGGAGCAUUUUAAAAUGAUAAAAACAUUGGUUUUCAUCAUUACUUCCAAAUAAAAAAUAAAGUUCAUAGUUCUGUUUAUGUGCAUCAAA